UGUUCCGAAUGUGGUGUGACUUAUUUUUGUUUUGUAUUAAUUUCAAUAUAGUAAUUAUAAAUGUGAAAUGAUACAAAAUGUGUUAUCCCAUAUAGUGGAACCUUGCUUUGGCUGAAUGGAUCCCUACGUUGGGUGGUAUCAGCCCGAGCAGGAAGGACCCGCGAAGCGCUUGUGGCUUCGUAUCUGGGAAACUCAAAGUGAAACAGACAAAAUGAACCUCAAAAACUUAGAGAACGCUAAUCCUAAUGUGAAUAAAGCACAAGACUUUAUACCAUUAAAUGAAGUAAACGGUGAAAAUAGGAAUAAUAAUUAUUUUAAUCCUACGCGAAGGAAAGUGAACGAUAACCGCGCAUCUACGUUUAACCUGAAUCAAAACCACGAUGCUCUCAUAGGCGAAUACGGCGGCUGCCCGUGGCGGAUACCUAAUUAUAAUUACAAGCCUGGAGUUUUAGGGCUCCAUGAGGAAAUCGAACAUUUCUACAUGUACAUGUCUCCUACGGAGACGGAACACCUGGUCCGCUCCACCGUCGUCAGUCGCAUCCGUAGCACUAUCCUGUCGCUGUGGCCGCAGGCGCGCGUUGAGGUCUUCGGCUCCUUCCGCACCGGCCUCUACUUGCCAACCAGCGACAUCGACCUGGUCGUCAUUGGUCAAUGGGAGAAGUUGCCGCUGUGGACGUUGGAGCGCGAACUGGUCGGACAGAACAUUGCGGAGAAGGAGAGCAUCAAAGUGUUAGAAAAGGCAACGGUCCCGAUAGUGAAGAUGACGGACAAAUACUCCGACGUCAAGGUGGAUAUUUCGUUCAACAUGAGCAACGGGGUCAAGAGUGCGGAGCUCAUCAAACAGUUUAAGGAAAAGUAUCCAGUUCUAUCUCGCCUAGUCAUGGUCUUGAAGCAGUUCCUGCUGCAGCGUGAUCUGAACGAGGUUUUCACUGGCGGCAUCUCCUCCUACUCCCUAAUCCUCAUGUGCAUCAGCUUCCUCCAGCUACACCCGAGACCCGACCGGCUGAGACAGCCACAUAACCUGGGAGUGCUGCUCAUCGAGUUCUUCGAGCUGUAUGGAAGAAAGUUCAACUACGUUAAGACGGCGAUAAGAGUUAAAAAUGGAGGCUCGUAUGUCUCAAAGGAUGAAAUACAAAAGGAAAUGAACGACGGACAUCGUCCAUCGCUGCUCUGCAUAGAGGAUCCCCUAACGCCCGGCAACGACAUCGGCCGCUCCAGCUACGGGGCCAUACAGGUCAAACAGGCGUUCGACUACGGCUACAUCAGCCUGCAGCAGGCCGUGGCGCCGCACAACGCGCUGCUGUCGCGCCACAGCGCGCUGGGCCGCGUGGUGCGCGUGACGGACAACGUGCUGCAGUACCGGCGCUGGGUGGCGCUGACGUUCGAGCCGUUCUUCUUCCCGCUGCGCCGCGCGCCCAGCUCGGCCGAGCCGUCGCCGCCGAGCAGCGACAGCGAGCCCGACUGGGCCGACCCGCCGCUGUCGGCGCUGCAGUGCUCGUCGCCCACGCCGCGCCGCGUGUCGGCGCACCAGAACCUCAUCAUCCACCACAUCACCAGCAACUCCGACUUCAACAACAUCCCCUCCGGUGUGAUGCAGCAGCGCUACGCCCCCCCCGCGCCCCCCGCCGAGCCCAAGGGCCGCGGGGCGCGCUCGUUCUCGGCCAAGCAGAAGCGCUACAACGGCUCCCCGCCCACGCAGCGCUACCGCGGCGACCACCGCCACAAGAAGCGCCGCCAGGUGGCGCAGCCGCGAUGA
This is a messenger RNA of Nymphalis io (European peacock), 1756 nucleotides long. RefSeq names its product non-canonical poly(A) RNA polymerase protein Trf4-1-like. Gene Ontology annotation, molecular function: poly(A) RNA polymerase activity; mRNA binding. The record is from RefSeq and is a predicted model, not a curated record. Gene Ontology annotation, cellular component: TRAMP complex; nucleolus. The transcript has 8 exons. Bases 116 to 1756 code for a protein of 546 amino acids. NCBI's taxonomy places the organism in Eukaryota, Metazoa, Arthropoda, Insecta, Lepidoptera, Nymphalidae. Gene Ontology annotation, biological process: RNA 3'-end processing.